Nothobranchius furzeri (turquoise killifish) is the source of this 14029-nucleotide messenger RNA. It is a transcript of the gene lyst, whose product is annotated as lysosomal trafficking regulator. NCBI's taxonomy places the organism in Eukaryota, Metazoa, Chordata, Actinopteri, Cyprinodontiformes, Nothobranchiidae. Gene Ontology annotation, molecular function: protein binding. The record is from RefSeq and is a predicted model, not a curated record.
GGGUUCAGGAUAGGGUUAGGCAUCGAACAUUCCAGUUCCUAGGGAUUCUCAAUUCUAAUUCUUUCAAAAGGCAGGAUGUCAAAACUCACCUUGAUGAAUUAGUCUGAACUUCUCCAUAAGUUUUAAUUCUUUGAGCUUUCUAAGAUGAAGCGCUACUUUAGAACGUGGCGACACAAACGUUUUUGGUGGGUUCUUCUUCGGUUGGCUGGCUGGGUUUCAACACUAGGAAAUGGAAUUAAAAAAUAUUAACAAAUAUGGGAAAAACUGAAAAAAAUCUCUGUUCCAAUCAAUGCUCAAGGCCCAACUCUAGUUUAGGAGCACAAGUGUUUUCUUGGAUUAUUUGUCAAACUUCUCAUUUUCAGUUCUGUUUUUAUUUAUUUAUUUAUUUUUUUACUUUUUACUUUUUCUUUUGAAUGGUCCAAAUAUGGUGUCCAAAAGCUACCUUGCACAUAUUUGACGGGAAACCUGGCUUUUAACUUGUUUUAAUCUUGCCAGCUUUAGAGUAAUGAAGGGCAGGCAGACAUCCUGUGUGAAAUCUCUUAUUUUAUGGAGCAACAGUUGUCUCCUCAGUGUCUUUUCUGAUUCAUGUCCUAAGUAUAUUUCUCAGUGGUUCACCCUGAUCUUAUUGUCACCCUUACGUUCAUGACAGCAGGUGACCUUCUGAGGGGGGGAAAAAACAAGAUACUUCCUUAAAAUUUCCAGAGUCAACUGAAACCACAAUCUCGCCAUUUCCUUUUUUAAAAGAAAGUAAAAAAACUAGUCCACACCACCCUCUGAGAAUCGUAAAUAACACAUUAAAUCCUCUGAUUAUUUAUUGCUUUGAUUUUUUUUCCAGCGUUUACUUUGUGUAUUUGUAGCUGCUUUAGUAUAAUCUGAUGACUGUAACUAAACUCGUCCUCCUGUAGUUUAGAUGUUUCAAGGAGAGGUGUUUGCCUUGUACAGUCUAGUAUCCGUAGGAGCUGUUACCGUUGUCCAGUGAGCAGUCAAUUUAUUAAAAUGGUUUUUUGGGUAAAGCCAAAAAUGAGGCCAGGUUUUGGUGUCUGUUAGUUACUUAGGUUUCAAUAUGAGAUAACAGGAUGUUUCAAAAUGCCAAGCCGGGGUUUUGAGGCAGUUCACUUUUUUUAAAUAGUUUAGCAGGCUUGUUAAAUCUUUAUCUGGCACGGCGUGACUCAUUUGUUGCUCUAACUUUGGUUCAAACACGACUCCUUUCCCCUUCUGUGUGCUGUGAAUGGUCAGCCUUCAGAGUCUGGAGAAUUUCCUCUGUCUCUUCCAUUACGUGCAGCACCACCCUAGUCAAAGCACCAAAGAUGCACUGAAAUUCUGCUCAGACAUGAGUGGGGCCAGUAACACGCUGGCACGGGAGUUCCUCACUGAUGUGCACCAACUAUGCAGCGCGGUGGCCCAGAGAGCCGAGGCCCGGGAAGAAGAUGAGGAGGAGAGUCACAUGGUGGCGCUGGGCGAGUACCUGGUCAGGGGGCGGGGCUUCUUACUGCUCAGCACUCUGGAUGCCAUCAUUGACCAGGAGCUGACGUGUCGGGAAGAGCUGCUCACGUUGCUGCUGUCGCUGCUCCCACUCGUCUGGAAGAUUCCUGUGCAAGAAGACAAAGCUCCAGAUUUCACCCUGCCAUCCUUACUGGAGGUGUUCUUCAGUCGGGAGGUGAAGGCUGUCUCUGUCAGGACUGGACAGAAGGCUUUGACGGAUGAGCAGAGCUCCGGGAGAAGGGCCCGUGUUGGAAGCGGCACAUGGAAGUCACGGCGGUCCCGCAGAACGGCGCACAGAUACUCUGUGAAAGAUGCUCGGAGGUCUCAGGUCUCUACCUCAGAUUCAGAAGCCAACUCUGAAGACAAAGCUGUCACAGGCUCGGGUGGCGCAAGGAGCCGGAGAUCUCAUGGCUCCACCAUCCAUGUAAGCUGUCAGCAUCAUCGCUCAGAGGCCUCGCACUUAACCUCCACCGCCACCAAUACCACACAAACCAUGAGUGCUCCAUACCCUCACCCCAGAGCCCCUGGGUCCCAGAUGGUUGACUUUGAAACCCUGACGGACCCAGCUGCAAUAUCCAUUUUCAACCGCAUGGAGAACUCGCCUUUCGAUCUUUGCCAUGUGUUGCUUUCCCUGCUGGAGAAGGUGUGUAAGUUUGACAUGAACAUUAAUCACAACCCUGGCCUGGCAGUCAGUGUGGUGCCUACUCUCACAGAAAUCCUGACUGAGUUUGGAGAUUGCUGCGGUCCUGGAGGUGGAACAGGGGCGGAGGAGCUUGCUGGAGGCUGGACGGAGGAGCCAAUUGCACUUAUUCAGAGGAUGCUACUACGCACAAUUUUGCACCUGAUGUCUGUGGACGUGAGUCAGAACGACAGACUCCCAGACAGCCUGAGACGCAGUCUGACAGACUUGCUGCGAGCAACUCUGAAAAUCCGGAGCUGCUUGGAGAGGCAGAAUAACCCUUUUGCACCGCGGCCCAAAAAGACUUUGCAAGAGGUCCAAGAUGACUUUACUUUCUCUCGUUACCGCCACAGAGCGCUGCUGCUCCCGGAGCUUUUAGAGGGAGUUUUGCAAGUUCUACUUAGUUGUCUUCAGGCUUCUACACCAAACCCCUUUUUCUUUAGCCAGGCCCUGGAGCUGAUCCAUGAGUUUAUUCAGCACCAUGGUCUUGAGCUCUUAGAGACCACAGUUUUGCGUUUGGAGGGACUCAGCCGGGCCAGGGAUUCUGAAGUAGGGAGAGAGGCUUCUGAGAGGCUCAGAGGUCUCAUCGCAGGAGUCUUCAAAAUAAUCAGCGCUGUUAAGAAGGCAAAGUCCGAACAGCUGCAUCAGUCAGUGUGUGCCCGUCGACGCCACCGUCGUUGUGAGUAUUCCCACUUUUUGCAUCACCACAGAGAUCUGUCAGGUUUGCCCGUGUCUGCUUUCAAGCAGGCUGCUAGACGCAAUCCCUUCGAGGAGGAUGGGGAAGGCUUAGAAGGAACUGAGGGAGAUGGCAUGCGUUGCCCCGAGCGCUGUUGCUGCCUUGCUGCCUGUGCCCAUGAGUGUUUACGACUAUUGCAGCGCCUGACGCCCAGUGGACCAGCUGUGCUGCAGGUGUUGGCUGGGAUUCAGGCUGUAGGAAUCUGCUGUUGUAUGGACCCUCGCUCAGUUGUAGGACCCAUGUUACAUGCUUUCCAGGCUCCAGGUCUGCGCAGCUAUCAGGGUCAUGUACUCAGUGUGCUAGGUAGGCUAAUUCUAGACCAACUGGGUGGGGGUCAGCCUUCAGAGAAAGCCAAGCUGGCCUCCUGCAACAUCUGCACCUUGGACAGUAGCCAACUGCCAGGCCUGGAGGAGACUCUGCAACAAGGAGAGUCCUCAGCUAUUUCUACCAGUUUACGUUUUCGCUCCCAGGGAAUCCUUCCCAGUGGAGGAGGUGCUGAGGACAUGCUCUGGAAGUGGGAUGCUCUGGAGGCCUAUCAAGAACUAGUGUUUGGAGAGGACUGGCAGCUGAGCCAGCACAUAGCUGGCCAUGUGUGCCACCUGACUCAGCGAGGUAACGCUAUUGUACAGUGGCAGCUGUACACUCACAUCUUCAACCCUGUGCUGCAGAGAGGGGUCGAGCUGGCUCACCAUGCCCAACAGCUAGGGGUUUCUACAGUCUGCACUCAGGUCUGCAGCUACCACACACAGUGCCUGCCCGUGGAGGUUCUUCUCAUCUACCUGCAAACAUUACCAGCACUUCUGAAAUCAAGGGUGAUCAGAGACCUUUUUACCAGUUGCAAUGGGCUUAACCAGGUGACAGAACUUGUGUACCUGGACCAGACUCGCUCUUUGGCGUUGAAGGUGUUUGAAACUCUGAUAAUAGGCAUCAGACAUCAGCACACUGACGGCCUUCUUCAGGAAUUGGAGGGUACUGAUACCAAAGAAAGGGAGGCUGUCGUGGGUCCAGCUGAAGAGUUGGGGUCCAGAGGGGUUGGAGAGGCUCCGCAGAGCCUCAGCAAGUUCUACGAAGGUCUGAAGGAGGCAUAUCCACAUUAUAGAAGCCAUAAUGGGCAGAGUCGCGGACCGGGGAGCAGCCGAACUGAGAUCCACCGACAUGUUAUCAAUCUCUUCCUUUGUGUGGCUUUCCUCUGCGUCAGCAAAGAGGCUGAUUCGGACCGGGACUCGGCCAACGACUCUGAAGACACUUCCGGCUAUGACAGCACAGCGAGUGAACCUCUGGGUGGCCGUCUGCCUCUUUUGUCCCCGGACAGCGUGGCUUUGCCCUCCAAAGAGCAGCUGCGCCGUGCUGCAGAUAUUUGGUCAGUAUGCCGGUUGAUCUACAUGUCCAGCCCCCUGUUCCAGAGGCAGUUCUUCAGGCUCGGAGGACUGGACGUGUGCUUGCGCCUCGUGGCAAUGGUCAUCCAAAAGCUCUCUUGUAAAACAAAGGAUGGAAAAACAAAGAAGAAGAGAGACAGUAAAGGGAAAAGCAGCCCUGAAUACACAGUCCCGGCUGCUACUACGGGACUGGAGGAAGCUUCUCGAGAUCCAUCUCAUGUUCCUACUGAGGGAAAAACCAAAGAUCCUGCCAAGAGGCUGGAGGAAGAGUGGCAACUACAAAGCAUCCGUCUCCUUGAGGCCUUGCUGGCUAUUUGUCUACACAGUGCUAACUCAGCCAUGCAGAGAAUAGAACCUGAACUUACCUAUCAGCUUCAGUCUGUUGAGGACACUCUGUUAGAGGUAAGAGACCAGCUGUCUCGCUCAGGGGUGGUGAACUCUGACCUCGCCAUACCUCUAUUCGACUCUCUACUGCGAGUGGCCUUGGCCGAGGUGUCUUCAUGCACCGAUGUUCCCGAGGAGAAGACGGACAAGAAGCUCCAGGUGUUUGCGGAGGGGGCGGCCCCUUCAGCCGGCGAUCUUUCUGAGGAGGUGGAGGAGGCGCAGAGCUGCAGCGUCAGGCUCCCAGGGGAGGAGGAGGGCUACGACGCUGACAGCGAAAGCAACCCAGAGAACAUGGACAGGCAGGAAGAGGGAGGGAAGGCGGAGCCAGCUGGGCUGCGUGAGUUUGUGGCGACGGCGGCGGAUGGGCCGGGGCGUGGCGUGCUGCUGUUCCCUGAGAUCUGCACAAUGGAGCUGCAGCUUCUAGCCUCCGGCUCACCAGACCUGGAGGUUCUCAGUCAUGUAUUUCACAGCCUGCUGGGUGCAGUGCAUGGCAACAGCCACAACGCUGCCUUGCUCUACGAUCAGGGAGGAGUCAAAACCAUCUUACGUAGCUUUCACAACAUCUUGGGUCAGAGCGACCCCUCCUUUACAGAUUGCCAGACCGUGCUCGUGGAGCUGCUGGUUGCCAUGGUGAGCCAACGGAUCACGGCAGAGGAACUGGCUCUAUUGAUCCGCCUCUUCCUGGAGAAAGCCCCGCCCACGGAUAUCUUGCUGAAGGGUAUCUUGCAAAUCAUCGAAACCAACAUGAAUAUAGAGCCUCUUCACUUCCUGACCUUUCCGAUCAUCCUCGGGGCUUCAACACCAGGAAGUUUGUCUCCUGGCUGCAGACACAGCGCCACAGCCAGGAGGAAAAGUGUGGGUUUGCUCUGGAAGGGCAAACUGUCUCCUGGUCGCAAGGAGGGGGACGCGGAAUAUCGACCGAAUCACUCCCAUUCCUCUCCCUGGCACGUCGCUCCGCUCCACUUGCCCCUUGUGGGGCAGAACUGCUGGCCUCAUAUGUCCAACGGGCUCAGUGCCUCGUUGUGGCUAAAGGUGACGGAGCAGCAGGAGAACGACGGGGACAGAGACAAAGAAGAAAGUAGUCUCCCUGCAGCCGAGCCUCAGACUGGAGCGAGCUCAGAGGAAGACCUCAUUCACAUCCUGUCCAUGGGCUCCAAGGCACUGAUGCUUCAAGUGUGGGCAGACUUCUCCACAGGCUCCUUCACCUUCAGAAUCUGUAUCGACCCAAACGAUGAGAUGAAAGCUGGGCUGUUGGCGCAGGCGGAGUCUGGUGAGGGGUUGUUCAAACGGGGGCAGUGGCAGCAUCUCAGCGUAACUUACAGCGAGCAGCAAGAGGGCAAGAAGAACGUCCGCGGCCGCGUGGUGGUCUGGGUGUGUGGCAUCUGGAAAUGUGAGGUUUCUUUGGAAUACACUCAACCGAGAAAGUCCAGUUUCUCAUCUGACAACAACAAAACCUUCUGCAUGCUGGGCCACUGCACAGCUCCCUCUGCAGAGCUGCAGAAACAGGCUGGAGGCUGGAACAUGGGCACUGUGCUUCUCUUUAACGGGUCUAGAAUAGGAUCUGAAGAGGCCUUCUACCUGUUCUCCCGUGGUCCAGACCUCACAUCAAUCAUGCCCUGCAAAUAUGGCAAGUCAAGUGGAUCCUUCUCCAAGUUUGUCACCGAGGAAGGUCUGAAGUGUGAACACAUGAGAGAGAUUCUGAUGAAGAACAAAGACAUAGACACAACAGCAUUGGUCGAGAACCUGGCCGUUGUGUACGCCCCCAGCAGUCUGAGAGUCUACACCAUAUAUGAGCCCGUAAUCCGACUGAAAGGUCAGGCCAAGACGGUAGUCACCCAGCGGCCCUUCAGUUCCAGAGAGGUGCAGAGUGUUUCCCUAGACCCCAGCGCUCUCAGAGCUCUGCUUCCAAACCACACCCAAGGCCUGCAGAGCGUCCUGCACAAGAUCGGAGGAACGGGAACGUUUGUCUUCCUUUUUGCACAGACGGUGGAGCUGAGCAACUGUGAGAAGACCCAGGCCCUGGCUCUUCGAGCGCUGCUUUCUCUGUGCAAGUACAACCAGCACCGCAUCCAUGAAAUGGACUGUUACCAUGGUUACGCUAUGAUCCACCAGGUCCUCAUCAAGUCUAAAUGCAUCGUUGGAUACCAUAUGCUGAAAACUUUGCUGGACGGGUGUUGUAGUGGACCGAUCCUCGUCCUGGGCGACGAGGGUCACUUCCAUUUGGACACUGAGUCGGUUGCUGUGGUGCAGGACAUAAGGCUCCUGUCAUACAUCCUCCUGGACUGGAAGAUCUGGGCCAAGGCUGAGUGUGGCGUGUGGGAAACCCUCCUUGCUGCUUUGGAGAUCCUCAUCCGGGUGCGUCACCCUCAUCAGGUGUACAACAUUCGUCAGUUCCUAAAUGCUGAGAUAGUUCAUCGCUUCCUGCUCACAUGCCAGGUGCUACAGGAGCAUCGAGACGAGCAUCUGACUGCCAUCCCUCAGGAAGUGUGUUUGUCCUUCAUCAAGAUCAUCCAGGAGGUCCUGGGCUCUCCUCCAGACAUAAAUCUGCUAAAGCUGAUCUGUAACUUCCUGCUGGCUGUUCACCCGCCCACCAACACCUACGUCUGUCACACACCAUCCAGCUUCUACUUUUCUCUACACAUAGAUGGGAAGCUGUACCAGGAGAAGGUGCAGUCCAUUAUGUUUUUGAGACAACACUCCAACAGUGGAGGGAAGUCUGCCAGCAGCUCUGUGGUGUCUCUCUCCCCGACUGUUUUCACCGAUGCUCCUCACGAAGGCCAUCUGCAGGCUGCUUCCCCUGAACAUGGAGGCGAUUCCCAGUCACUACGCCCUCCGAGUUUGGCUCCAUCCCCGUACUCCUCUCCCCUCCUAACGCUUCGGCUUGGACAUGGCAGCUCGAGUGAAGCGGCUGAAGGAGACAGGGUCUCUCUGACUUCUCAGCAAACUCUUGGCAGCACAGAGACCCUCAAGAAGGUUGGCGGUGACGCGCAGCUCCUCAGCAGCUGCGAGUCAGCGAAGACCAUCUGCGAAGCGGUAGAGGGUGCUGCACCUCGCACCCCGUCCAUCAGCGUGGAGGAGGAGCGGGACGAGGCAGCGGAAGUGGACAGUCUGGCCGAGGGCAGCGUUGGAGUGUUGGAGUCCGAGGACAGGUUCGAUUGGGCCAGCGAUGAGGCACCACGCCGCCCCGACAGCCUGAAAGGGAUUCAGUCUUUCCAAAGGAGCCACAGCAAUCUGACAAGUUUGGGCCUAGCUUUCCCGUUUCCAAAUGGCUCGUUGACUGUCGGCCGCUGGCCCACCGCUGCUGAUCGAGGCUCCAUCCCUGAAGACUGGGAAAGCUACACCUACUCUCCCGGCUACGACAGGGCACACAGCAAGACCGAGUCCAACGGCAGGUCCAGCACAGAGGACUGCUUGGUUCUGAUCUGCUGUGGACUCUAUGAUCUUCUGAGGGGCGUCCUGCUGCUGCUGCCUGACCUCAUGCUUGAGGAGGUGAUGGACAAGCUGAUCCAACCAGAGGCACUCAUCGUCCAGGUCAAUCACUCCUCAUCCCUCAUCCAGCAAGGAGUCAUGAAGCUGCUGGAUGCAUACUUCAGCAGAGCUCUCAAAGAGCAGAAAGAGAAGUUUUUGAAGAACCACGGCUUCUCGCUGCUGGCCAACCAGCUGUACAUCCACCAGGGCAGCCAGGGGCUGCUCGAAUGCUUCCUGGAAAUGCUGUUCGGAAGGCAGAUGAGCCUGGAGGAAGAUCUGGACCUGGAAGAAAUGGAACGUAUUUCCCCCUUCAGGAGGCGCUGUAUAAUCCCAGUGCUGGGUCUUAUUGAGAACUCCCUCUAUGAGAACUCUUUGGUGCACAACAUCCUUUGUAUGCUGCUGCAGCUCGUCAACGCCUGCCCCAAGCUGGCCGACAUCCUGCUCGACCACGGGCUGCUCUACGUGCUCUUUAACACCCUCUCCACUCUAAAUGGCAUGGAGAACAGUAUUCCCCUGAACGACUACAAGCUCCUGGUGUGUGACAUCCAACAGAUGUUAGUCGCCGUGACGAUCCACUCCUGCAGCUCUUCGGGGUCCCAGUACUUCCGCAUCAUCGAAGACCUUGUUUCUUUGCUGGGUUUCAUGCAAACCAGCAAGAUGCGCCGCACUCAGGAAAUGGCCGUGGCGUUGCAGUUCAGAGUCCUCCAGUCAGCGAUCGAGUUCAUAAAGUCCACGGCCAACCAGGAACCCCAGAAGCUGAGCGGUUCCGUCAGCACACCCAGCUCCCCGCAUCCUACCAUCUAUCAGAAGCGUCGGAGCAUAGCAGGUCGGCGGCGAUUCUCCCUGGCCCAGACCGACUCCCUCCUGAUGCGGAUGCGUUCCGUAGCCAGCGACGAGCUUCACCAGAUGAUGCAGAGGAGGAUGAGCCAGGAAAACCCCAUCCGAGCCAGCGAGACCGAGUUCGUCCAGCGGCUGCAGAGACUCGUGGUUCUUGCUGUCAACAGACUCAUUUACUACGACGUGAGCGAGGAUUUAUUCGACCUGCUGAAUAUUCCGGACUCGCCGGACCACCAGCUCCUUACACCAGAACCAGGCGAACAGCCACACGAAGAGAGCUCCUCUUCCUCCUCUGUCCCUCACUCUCCGACACCCUUCACCCUGCCGCCCGCCAACAAGAAGAGCUUUCAAAAAGACGUCCUCAGACUCAUGAUGGACGGGAUCAAAAUCAGCCUGGGCAGCACGGGUCGCGGCGGAGCACCGAAUCACCAGUGGAGAAGAAUCCUGUGGUCCUGUCGGGACACGUUUAGAGUCCAAGUAGGACGUCUUCUGGUGCACACGCUCAGCCCUGCACUCCCACUGAGCGACAGGAAGGAGGCGCUGGAGUUCGUGUUUGAUCCCAAACAUUUGGAUAUCCUGAAAGAGAGCCUUAGCCCUGGUCUAGAGCACGGGCCAAAGUUGUCUCUGUACCUGUACGAGAUGCUGCACGAUCACAAGGACGACCUGAGUAAAGACGAGAAGAACGCCGUGGGCGUGUUCAUGACGUCUCUGAAGCUGUGCGGUCAUCGCUGCAUCCCGCCCAACGUGCCGCACAAACAGGACCUGCUCAAGGCCAUAAAAGAGGAAAAGUUCAAGUAUGAAGCAGAAGAGAAAACGAGUAAAGUGGCAUGGGAAAAGAAGAUGUCUAACGCUCAGAAAAAUCUUAUUCAGAGGCUGGAUGGAAAGUCCAAGGACAUUUCCAAGAUUGCUGCCGAUAUUACUCAAAAUGUGUCGCUGCGCCAAGGCAUCGAGAGAAAGAAAGUCAUCCAGCACAUCAGGAGCCUGUACAAGACGGACCUGAGCGCCAGUCGCCACUGGCAGGAGCUGGUGCAGCAGCUGACCCAUGACCGAGCUGUGUGGUAUGACCAGACGUCCUACCCAACGUCCUGGCAGUUGGACCCCACCGAAGGGCCAAACCGGGAGCGCCGGCGGCUGCAGAGAUGCUUCCUCACCAUCCCAAACAAAUACCUGCUGAAGGACAGACGGAAGCCUGAAGAGCCGGUGAAGCCGCCGCUGUCCUUCCUGUUUGAGGAUAAGACUCAUUCCUCCUUCUCCUCCACCGUUAAAGACAAAGCCACCAGCGAGUCCAUCAGGUUCACGAGACGCUGCACCAGCGUGUCUCCCUCCAGGGAGACCGCAGGGGAGUUGCUGCUCGGAAAGUCCGGGAUGUACUUUGUGGAGGACAAUGCCGCAGAUGCUCAUGACAGCCAGAGCCUCCACGGAGAGACAGAGGCUCCUUCUUUCUCCUGGACUUAUGAGGAAAUCAAGGAGGUGCACAAGCGAUGGUGGCAGCUGAGAGACAAUGCUGUGGAGAUCUUCCUCACCAACGGCAGGACCUUACUGUUAGCCUUUGACACCACCAAGUUCCGAGAUGACGUCUACCACAACAUCCUGACCUCCGACCUUCCCAACCUGCUGGAGCACGGGAACAUCUCAGCGCUCACGCAGCUGUGGAGCUCGGGUCAGAUCACCAACUUUGAGUACCUCACUCAUCUGAACAAGCACGCGGGUCGUUCGUUCAACGACCUCAUGCAGUACCCGGUGUUCCCCUUCAUCCUGCGAGAUUACACCAGCGAGACGCUGGACCUGCAGGACGUGAACAUCUACAGGAACUUAAUCAAACCCAUUGCGGUCCAGUCAAAGGAGAAGGAGGAUCGCUACGUUGACAACUACAGGUACCUGGAGGAGGAGUACAAAAAGGGCAUUCGUGAGGAUGACCCCAUGCCUCCUGUCCUGCCGUACCACUACGGCUCCCACUACUCCAACAGCGGCACGGUUCUGCACUUCCUGGUCCGAAUGCCUCCCUUCACCAAGAUGUUUCUGGCCUACCAGGACCAGAGCUUUGAUAUCCCAGACCGGACCUUUCACUCCAUGAACACCACGUGGCGUCUGUCCUCCUACGAGUCCAUGACAGACGUUAAAGAGCUCAUCCCGGAGUUUUUCUACCUCCCGGAAUUCCUGGUUAACAGAGAGGGUUUUGAUUUUGGGGUCCGUCAGAAUGGUGAGAGGGUGAAUCAUGUGAAUCUUCCCCCGUGGGCUCGCAACGACCCCCGUCUGUUUAUCCUGAUCCACCGACAGGCGCUGGAGUCGGACCAGGUGUCCCAGACCUUGUGUCAGUGGAUCGACUUGGUGUUUGGGCUCAAGCAGAAGGGCAAAGCGGCCGUCCAGGCCAUCAACGUCUUCCAUCCGGCUACUUAUUUUGGCAUGGACGUGUCUGCUGUGGAGGACCCAGUCCAGCGACGAGCCCUGGAGACGAUGAUCAAAACGUACGGUCAGACACCCAGGCAGCUCUUCAGCGCCUCUCACUCCAGCAGGGCAGCACCUAAACUCACGAUGGAGGGGGAGCUGCCCGCAGCCAUGGGGCUCCUGGUCCAGCUGGCCUUCAGAGAAACCAGAGAACAAGCUAAGGAGAUCAUCUGCCCGAGCCCGCUGUUGUGGAUCAAAGGCCUGAAGUGGGGUGAGUACGUGGGCUCCCCCUCUGCUCCGGAUCCGGUGGUGUGCUUCAGCCAGCCUCACGGGGAGUGUUUCGGAUCCCUGCUGGCUCUGCCGACCCGAGCCAUCUGCGGCCUGUCGCGCCACUUCUGCCUCAUGAUGAUUUACAGCAAGGAGCAGGGUGUGCGCAGCAUGCAUAGCACUGACAUCCAGUGGUCGGCCAUCUUGAGCUGGCACUACGCAGACAACAUAUUAAGGCUGAAGAGCAAGCAGAGCGAACCACCGAUCAACUUCAUUCAGUGUUCACAGCUCCACCAGGUGACCAGCUGUGCCUGGGUGCCCGAUGGCUGCCAGCUAUUUACAGGUAGCAAAUGUGGAGUCAUCACCGCCUACAGCAACCGCUUCACCAGUACCACGCCAUCAGAGAUGGAGGUGGAGUCUCAGGUUCACCUGUACGGACACACAGGUGAGGUGACCGGCCUGUUUGUCUGUAAACCCUACAGCAUCCUCAUCAGUGUCAGCAACGACGGCACCUGCAUCCUCUGGGACCUCAACAGAUUGUGUUACGUCCAAAGCCUCACCGGCCACAAGAGCCCGGUGACGGCCGUCUCUGCCAGCGAGACCACGGGGGACAUAGCUACAGUUUGUGACUCUGAAGCCGGAGGUAGCGACCUUCGUCUGUGGACGGUGAACGGCGACAUGAUCGGUCACGUCCAUUGCAGAGAGACCAUCUGCUCCGUAGCGUUCUCCAACCAGCCCGAGGGCGUGUCCGUCAACGUCAUCGCCGGAGGACUGGAGAACGGCGUCGUCCGGUUGUGGAGCACCUGGGACUUGAAACCAGUCAGAGAGAUCACCUUCCCAAAGUCUAACAAACCAAUCGUCAGUUUGACGUUUUCGUGCGACGGCCACCACCUCUACACGGCCAAUAGCGAGGGCACGGUGAUGACGUGGUGCCGACGUGAUCAGCAGCGAAUGAAGCUGCCCAUGUUCUACUCCUUCCUGAGCAACUACGCCGCUGGCUGACGGGAUCUGAUGUUUACUGCUGUCCACGUCGCAGCAAGAGGACGUCCUCCUCCUCCUCCAGGAUGCACUGACAUGUCAGCAUGGCCUCGACCCCCUCCCCCAAACCCACCUGCCCGCCCCACCUGAGAAAGCUCUCCCAGCAUUUCAUAAACGAGAAACAAGUAUUAUAUGUACAUAGAUAUAUAUUUAUAAACAUUACCAAGUGGAAUGUUGAAGGAAUGAAUGAAGACUCGAGGCUGCAACAGACACUUUCUACAAAACGUCCUGCUGAGUUUGUGUUUCCUGUUGAACUCUUUGAUUUGUUUUAGCUUGUUCCGGGUGAGCUGCUAUCCGUCAGAAUCCCAUCUCUCACCGGUAGAUUCCCCGUCGGAGCCCCUCCUCCCGGCGUCUUGUCGCUCGGCAGGAGUGAGACGUCCCUCUGCGGGGGCUGUCGUCUCCACUCCGGCGUCACGGCCCGGGCUUCGCUUUGCAUCCGAGCUCCAAGGAGAGAUUGCCGUGGAGACGGGACGGGGCGAAUGGUGACGCCUGUUGCUCCGUCCUACUUCUGCAUGCUGGGAUGAUGCCAGCCUUGACGCGGCGGAUGUGGAGAUGGCAUUUACCGUCACGAGCUCCUUGUUUAAUGCCCCCUUGGCUGCUGGCUGCUGUUUAGUCAUCUUUCCCUCAGACUGCUGCUCUUUUUAGGUGGUUUUGAACUUCUAACAAACAGCAUUAAAUACCCACAAAUGAAUAAAUAAACCCAGACGGGUCACAUUGGUAAACGAGGAGCAGUCUGAUGACGUUUUCUUUAAAUUUCCACCAGAGCCGCUGCACUUAGCCAUGCUGUCGCGAGUCAAACGCUCAUCAGAAGCACUUGAGUUUAUUUUUAAGUAAAGCUGAGCUUCGAGUUCAUACCUCCAAUAAAACAACCAGAAAGCAAUACCACACAGAAAAGGUUUUUAGAAAAGCCAGAAGCUUUUUUUAAACGUAACAGCCGUGCUAAAUGCAGAGAAAGUUUACAGAUUUAUCUACUAGAAAGGGAACUUUGAUCAGUCUCCAUUCCUUCUUUUCUUGUGUCUUUGUUUUGUUUUUCUGUUCUUCCCCCUCUACCUACCUGGACUCAGGGAAGGUGCGGUGUUACUCAUUUCUUCUUUUCAACACCUUUAUGUGCAUUUAUGUGAAUUGUUUUAAUGUAAUUAAAGAGAAAAAGGCUCAAAUGUGAUCCAGCAGAUGUUAUUUUUCUGUUAAUAACUUAAACUAUGCAUAAUUUAAGAUCGCUGUCUUACUUUUCUUUUUUUUUUCCUGUCUUGUUUUUGCAGAUAAGGACUUUUGAGUUGUAUUAAUUCAUGUAUGUAUAUAUAUAUAUUUGUGUCAUGGACAAGCCAGGUGAUGAGUAUAAUAUAAAUACAUAUAAAUAUUUGAAGUAAUGUUGCUACA